Cydia fagiglandana is the source of this 3658-nucleotide messenger RNA. RefSeq lists its product as uncharacterized. NCBI's taxonomy places the organism in Eukaryota, Metazoa, Arthropoda, Insecta, Lepidoptera, Tortricidae. Bases 95 to 3646 code for a protein of 1183 amino acids. The record is from RefSeq and is a predicted model, not a curated record. The transcript is spliced from 6 exons. Gene Ontology annotation, molecular function: serine hydrolase activity.
AGAUUAACGCACACGUAUCUUUAGGACACGUCAGUCGUCCAGCAAAUAAUGAUAUCAAUAUUCAAGACUCAUAAAUUUGACAACCGGCUAUAACAUGAGACAUAAAACAUAUCUAUUUUAUUACCUUGCAAUUUUAUGCUUCGUGCAUAAAAUUAAAGGAAAUUUGAUCGUAAAUACGAAUUCGGGAAAGGUCGAGGGUAAAGAAGUGCCGUCUAUAUUGCAAGAUGAGAAGUACUAUACUUUCGCAGGUAUACCAUAUGCUAAACCACCCGUCGGCAGCCUCAGAUUUAUGCCUCCAGAGCCCCAUCCUGGCUGGGAAGAUGUGUUAGAAGCCAAAAAAGAAAAGAAACACUGCGCGCAAAAUAAUAUUAGAAGAAACAAAGGCUUCAGCGGAGAUGAAGACUGCUUAACUCUCAGCAUCCACACUCCCAGGCCUCCGGCGAGUGACCUCAACUUGCCCGUUAUAGUGUUCCUGUACAGCGAACAAUUUCGAACUGCCUAUAAUGGCUCCAGAGAAUACGGUCCAGACUUUUUCAUGAAAGAAGAUGUAAUUUUAAUCAAUGUUCACCACAGACUUGGUGCCCUUGGCUUCCUGUCUUUUGAGGACGAUUUACUACCCGGCAAUAAUGGAUUGAGAGACGUAAUUUUGGCAUUAAAUUGGGUAAAGGAAAAUAUUAAAUACUUCGGAGGUGACCCCAGCCGAGUCACAUUGAUGGGCAGUCAGUCUGGAGGCGUGUUAGUAGAAACCUUACUGCAUUCGCCAAAAUCAAAGGGAUUAUAUAGUGCCGCUAUUAUACAAAGUGGGACACUGUGGAACUCGAUGUAUUUCAACAACAAAGGCCGAGAAAAGGCCAUAGAAUAUUCUAAAGCGCUGAAGGAAGAGACUGCUACAAGUUCCCACUUGCUGAAACGGUUGGCUAUUAUUCCUGCUGUGAAGCUUGUGGAGGCAGAACCCUACGCCGUCCAUGCGGAUGAAGCAAGAGCUAUCCAACGUGGUGUUCCUCCUUUCGGGCCGGUCAUCGAGCACGAUCACCCUGACGCCAUAAUCACUGAGCUGCCGGACAACAAGCCACUUGAUUUAGGAGUACCCGUCAUGAUAGGGUUUAACUCUCGAGAAGGUAUGGAGAUCUCCGAACGCUAUUUGCAAAAACCUCAAUACCUCACUUUUGCUGACAGAGAUUUCCUUAUGCUAUUUCCUAUUCGAGUCGACUAUCAUUUUAAAUUAAACGAGAAUAUAUAUGGCCAUGCUGUCCAAGACAUCAAGGAUUACUAUUUCGACGAAGGUUACAUUAAAGUCAGUAAACCAGGGGAAUACGUAACUUACCUUGGAGAUAUUAUGUCAUUCUAUCCCACGGACUAUGCUGUGAGAAAAUACACAAAUACUUCGAGCAGCCCUGUUUUCUACUACAUGUUUGAUUACAGCGGAGAGCUGAAUUUAAGAAAGAAACUGAUUCUGGAAAACGCACUGAGUAUUGAUGGGGCAUGGGGCGCUACAACAGGGGAUGAACUUUGUUACUUGUUUGUAUGCAAUGGUUUAAGAAAAGCCUACACUAAGGCUUUAAAAGACGAAGAUUCAGAGGAAAUCAAGGUUUUGAAAAAUAUGGUCCGAUUGUGGACAAACUUCGCGAAAACUGGUAACCCAACCCCACCGGGCGACGAGUUCAGCUGGCAUCCCGCCUCGCAUCAGAAGAAGGAGUGUCUGGUGAUCAGCGACGAGCUGACGAUGGCCGAGCGACUCUACGACGACACCGUCAAUUUCUGGGACGACUGGAUGGCCAAGUACGGAGCUCUGGCUGUCAACGGGGUUGUGCAAGAUGUUAAGGACGAAUUACACUCUAAUCGUUUAAACCUUAAAAUGAUAUUGAGAAAUACGUUAAAUAUCGUGCUGUGUUGCUUAGGUAUUAUAAUAGUAGUUAUAGAAUCGUGUUACAGUGAAAAUAAUGUUGAUGUGAUUUUAAAACAAGGAGUGUUGUCAGGGACGUUGGAUAAAACGUUAUUCAAGAAACGAGAUUAUUAUGCGUUCAGGGGUAUACCUUAUGCAGAACCGCCAAUAGGAGCACUUAGGUUUUUGCCUCCAAAACCACAUCAAGGUUGGAAAGGCACACAUGAAAGUCACAAAAUCAAGCCAACAUGCAUGCAGUUCAACUCACGAAGCCGCAACGGCGAACCUAUUGGCCUCUCCGGCUCCGAAGACUGUCUCCACCUCAGCGUGUUCACACCCUCCCUUCAAGGCCCCACACCAGUCCUCGUCUUCGAUUACAACGACAACUUUAGAACCGGUUUCAACAGCACUGAUACGUACUCCCCUGACUUUUUCUUAGAAGAAGAUGUCAUAGUCGUGACAAUCAACCAUCGCUUGGAUAUGUUCGGCUACCUCACUACUAAUGACGAAGUUAUCCCUCCUAAUGCUGGCUUGAAAGACUUUAUCUUGGCUUUGGAAUGGAUCAAAGAGAAUAUCGAGCAAUUUGGUGGCGACCCGAACAGAGUGACGUUGAUGGGAAGCAGAGGAGGAGCUGCGUUAAUACACAUAUUGCUGUUUUCUAAAAAAGCUAAAGGCUUGUUUUCAAGUGUGAUCAUGCAAAGUGGUACAGCGUUAGAGCCUGUAUACUUUCCUAAUAAUUCUAGGAAUAAACCUUUCAUGCUUGGUGAAGAAGUUGAUAUCAAGACUGAUGAUAGUCAAACUUUACUGGAAGAACUACAAAAAAUUGAUGCCGAGGAGUUGUUUUAUAAACAAGUGAACCUUCUUGACAAUGAAGAUAUUACUGAACGGCAAAUGUCUAUUUUUCCAUUUGCACCUGUUGUUGAGAUUGAUAAUCCUGACGCCGUGCUCACGUCUCUACCAGAUAACUCCAACGUCAUCAAUGACGUGCCAAUCCUGAUUGGUUUUAAUUCUAGAGAAGGCUUAGAUUUAGCGUUCCCCUAUAUAGCCUCGCCGCGUCUUGUAGAAAUAACCCAAGACUUCUUCAUCCACUUUCCAAUAAGAUCUGGGUUUAGAUUUAAUCGCAACAGUACUGUGUUCCAAAAAAUGGAGCAAGAAAUAAAAGAAUUUUAUUUCCAAGAUGGCUACUUUCAUGUUGGGAAUAUUUUGGAAUAUGCAGUUUACAUUGGGGAUGUACUGCACAACUACGCAUUGGACUAUACGGUAGCAAAACUUGCGCAUCAAUUGUCUUCUCCGUUGUAUUACUACAUGUUCGACUUUAAUGGGUUGUUGAAUGAGAACAGCUUGCACAUAUCCAGUCGAGCCCUUAACACCGUAAAGAACUGGGGUGCCACUGUGGGCGACGAGCUCUGUUACCUGCAUGUGUGUACUAGGAUUAAGAAGAAUUACGAAUCACUCACGAAACUUGUCAGCGAGCAAGCUGAGAUAAAGCUCCUGAGGAAAAUGGUGCGAAUGUGGACCAAUUUUAUUAAAACUAGCAACCCUACGCCGGAUGAGAAAGACGACACCUUGAAUAAAAUAACAUGGACUUCAGUCAACAAGGACUCCAAAGAAAAGCAAUACUUGCACAUAACUAAAACCCCGCGGAUGAAAGCUGGUCCUCUUGGCGAACGAGCUGCCUUCUGGGACAACUUGCUCGAGAAGUAUUCUGCAAUGGCCGUCGACGGUGUUGUCACGGACCCUGAACCAACACAUGAAGAAUUAUAAAUUGAACGAGUA